Messenger RNA from Trichomonas vaginalis G3, 714 nucleotides. RefSeq lists its product as uncharacterized. Bases 1 to 714 code for a protein of 237 amino acids. The record is from RefSeq and is a predicted model, not a curated record. The transcript has a single exon. Lineage: Eukaryota; Parabasalia; Trichomonadida; Trichomonadidae.
AUGAGAUUAUACAGAGUUUUGUCCGUGCACCAAGAUCUGUCACUUUUCCAAAUCCAAAUGGAAUUGACUGAAUUUAUUUCUACAUAUAUUUACGCUAUUGAGAUCAUUGUGUUAUGUCUUGUUCAAGAACUUGCAUCCAGGUACCAAAGCCAUACUGCAGAAAAGACAAGCAGCACAAGCGAAAAGAAAGCUUUAGCAAAUCCAAAGAAAAUCAAUCACUACACUGAAAAAAAGAACAGAUUUAACCCAGAUGCAAUAAAUAUCAGACAGUCAUGGAGUAUUCGUGAAUCAAAACUCCCUCCACCACCACCAAAUCCAGGAAAUAUUGUCGCUAAAUCAACAGAAAAGAUUCUUGGCAUUCUCACUGGCCCAGCUAUUUCUUUCAUUACUUGGAUGUUCGUCGGUGACAAGCCAGGACUUAAAUUACCUUUCGAUUUACCUUCAUUUUUAGUUCCAUUGUUUACAAUCGGUCUUCCUGAAGGAACAUACACAUCCAGAGAUAUGUCGGCAUACGGCCUGUCUUUCAUUUUCAUGUUGUGCUCUUCUGUUUUUACAAAUCUCUUCCCAGUUGUUCAUCCUCACAUUUACGCCAACAACAAGGGACCACUAGUGAACUACGCUGAAGACUUUAUUCUUCAGGAUUACAAGUGGGAUCUCGAAAACGCUGAAGAAGAUCUCGAUAAAUUCUUACAAAAAAAAUUAAAAUCUGAAUAG